UUUCACAUUUUGCAAAAGAAAAUGGACUGCAUGUGACCUGAGCCAACACAAUGCCGUGACAACUCCGCCAUAAUUCUUUCCAUAUUUGCCAAAUCUCUCCCUCUCUCUCUCUCUCUCAGAUCAAACCAAAUUCUCUCUGCAGCUCACUCACUCUUCAAUCUCUCUCUCUUUGUGAUCUCUAAAGAGGAAAAAUGGCACCAGUGUCAGCUUUGGCAAAGUACAAGCUGGUGUUCUUGGGGGACCAGUCUGUGGGCAAGACCAGCAUCAUCACCCGCUUCAUGUACGACAAGUUCGACAACACCUAUCAGGCUACAAUUGGUAUUGAUUUUCUGUCAAAGACUAUGUAUCUUGAAGAUCGAACUGUUCGGCUGCAGUUGUGGGAUACUGCUGGCCAGGAAAGAUUCAGAAGUCUCAUUCCAAGCUACAUUAGGGAUUCAUCUGUUGCUGUCAUUGUGUAUGAUGUUGCGAGCCGGCAAACUUUCCUAAACACUUCAAAGUGGAUUGAAGAGGUGCGCACUGAGAGGGGCAGUGAUGUCAUCAUUGUCGUUGUUGGAAACAAAACUGACCUUGUGGAAAAGAGGCAAGUUUCCAUAGAGGAAGGAGAAGCCAAAGCUCGUGAGCUCAACGUCAUGUUUAUUGAAACGAGUGCUAAAGCUGGCUUUAACAUAAAGGCAUUGUUUCGGAAAAUUGCCGCGGCUUUACCAGGAAUGGAAACACUCUCUUCGACAAAGCAAGAAGACAUGGUUGAUGUGAACUUGAAGUCUACUGGUGGUGGUGCAACACAGUCCCAGCCCCAGUCAGGUGGAUGCUAUUGUUGAGAAUUAUACUCUUUUUCUUGGUGUUUGGUUUUUCAACCAACUUUACCCCAGAUAUGUAAAGGUUUCAUUUAGAUUUCUUUCUUUUUUAUGUACUUGUUGCGGGUAUAAUCCUUUACGGCAUUGCUUUGGGAACUCUCUUAGGCAACAUAUGGGUCUGAAGAGCUAGGAGUAGAACUAUGACUUGGGAAUUUGUUCGUUUGGUUAGAUUGUCAUAACCUGUGAGAUGUGUAGUAAAAUUUACUGACUUGAAUAGAUUUUGGUAUUUACACAUUUCUAUGAUGAUUAUUUGCCAUGA
Corylus avellana is the source of this 1113-nucleotide messenger RNA. RefSeq names its product ras-related protein RABH1b. The record is from RefSeq and is a predicted model, not a curated record. Gene Ontology annotation, molecular function: GTP binding; GTPase activity. NCBI's taxonomy places the organism in Eukaryota, Viridiplantae, Streptophyta, Magnoliopsida, Fagales, Betulaceae.